Messenger RNA from Adineta ricciae, 1845 nucleotides. The record is from the annotation of a GenBank genome assembly. NCBI's taxonomy places the organism in Eukaryota, Metazoa, Rotifera, Eurotatoria, Adinetida, Adinetidae.
AUGGAAAAGUUACCCGUCGAAAUAUUCGAUCUCAUCUUGGCACAUCUGACACUAUCCGAUUGGAAAUGUCUUCGUUUGACCAGUCGGACAAUUUAUAGUCGUUUAUCAUCGUUUUCAUCCUAUUCACAUCUACAUUCGAUUAUUCUUUCGCCAAAAUCAUCUUCUGGUCUUGCAGUUCUCGACAAAGCCACGUCUUUCGAAGGUCUCGAUCAAUUAUCGAUAUCGAAUUUUAACUUUACAGAACUGAAAACCUUUUUACAAACAUCCCCAUCGUUUCGUUCUUGUCUUAACAAUUUAACCAGUCUAUCAUUUGCGAGUUCGACCACACUAAUCGAUUGUCGUGUUUUCUUCGACUUACUUUCCUGUUGUACAUCGUUACAAAAACUCGAUCUAAGCGAUUACAAAUUCUUUUUCUUAUCACACAAUUUCUCUCAAAAUACCAAUAUCUUUCCGUCGAUCAAACAGCUGAAUUUGAACGGAAACAUUCAUCUAUCGGACUAUGCAUUUAAUCAUUUAAUGAAAGCAUUUCCAAAUAUCGAAUCAUUACAUCUACUUGGCAUUCCACUCCGAUCAACAUUGAGUACCGAUGAAAAUCGAACACUUCUGACAUUUGAAAACAUCUGUUCGUACGUUCAGAAGCAUGAAGAUUGUUUGAAAGCAUUGACUAUCUCGUUCGAACCAUCCCUAUCCUGUGAUACACAAAUAAAACGUUUAUUUUCCAACACACCGUCGAAAUUAACUUAUUUUUACAUCGAUGGAACAUUGACAAUAUCAGCAUUAAAUCAUCUUCUUGUUUUUCUUGACAAUCAUCUUCAAAUAUUGAUCGUUGGCCGCUUGAAACUUGAUCAUACAGGUUGUCAACCAUUAUUUUCCGCCAUUAACGAGUUUGCCACGAACUUAAAACAACUUUGCGUAUUUCUCAAUCCGCCCAUGAAGUUUUCGGUAACACAACAAAACAAGAAAUUCUUUCCAGUUCUUGCUCCAUCAUCGGAUAUAUCUUUGUCAUCCUUGAAGCAAUUGACUGAUCUGGAUAUCCAAACAUUAUAUCCAUUAACCGAAGUCGAUCUAAUGAAUUUGUUUCAAGAUAAGUUAUUCCAUUUGAAAAAACUUGCUCUUCCAAGAAAUACAACAGAUGAUGUGAUACAACAGAUAUGCACGCAAUCAUCUUUUGUGCUCUCAUUAACUCAUUUGAAUUUAAACAAUUGUUCAUCAUUAACUAACCGCUCAAUAUUACUAAUUAACAAGUAUUUAACCUUGCUAGAAGAAUUAUCCAUCAAUGAUAAUAUCAACAUUAAUGAUUUUGCGUUUAUUGGUGUAUCGAUAUGUGGAAUUGGCAAGUCGAUUGAAUGGCUUGAUCAGUUUCUGAUAAAUCGACAAUUUAUCGAUGAUUUACCAAUAUGGACUUAUGCCAUCACCCAUCAAACACCAUGUAAAUGUCAAUUACCCGUGUAUAUAUCAUCGUCAUGCAUAAAACUUCGUUUGAAAGACUUCAAUUUCAAUGACGAUGAAUACUCUGAUCAAAUACUGAGUAUCUUAACCGGACAUAAACUCUUUCCGGAAUACUUCUAUUCGAUAAACAAGUUAAAACAUUUGAAAACAUUGAGAUUACGUCAAUGUAUUCAAUUGACAAACCGAUUGUUUCGUUUUGGUAUUCGCUGUUUAACAAACUUGAAGCAUCUGAAUAUAAGUUUAUGUGAAAAGAUCACCGAUAAAAACCUUGCGUUACUCGGUCUGGCCAGUCCGUCGAUCGAAACUAUCGAUUUAACGGGCUGUCAUCGGAUCAGUGAAUAUGGAAAACUUGUUUUAAAAGCAAAUGCGAAACGAGUGAAGAUUAUUGAUUAUUAA